UCCGUACUACACCUUGAAGCAUGCUCCUGUACUAUGAGCUGGCAAAGUAUGCUGGCAAACAAAUUCACUAACCAGUACCACCAUCUCCAGCAAAUGUGCCACCCGUGACCUCCACGUCCACCUCCAUCUAUACUUCGCACUCUCCCAGCCCGGACAUUUCUUGCUUCGAUGGAACUCCUCUCGACCUCUUGCCCGGUCUCUUUCUCUCGUCGCCUUUCGCUCACACCCUCUCCUCACAUGACAUGGCCAGGAAAGUCAGCAUUUCUCGAAACGACGAUGCUGGUGAUCGGAAAGAACGAGUCCGUGACUUGAAGCGUUGCCAGGCACCAUGCCAUCCGGACAAGGCCCUCCAAAAUGGUCAUGCCAACUUACUGGAUCGGUCGCAAAAGGAGAGUCCGGUGACAGCGUCGGAAACGCUGCCUUCAUUCUCUCAUCUUGCUGGCCUACUACGCUCCGAGAGGUACCAAACGACUCGAUGUCGUCAGGCUCAACAGCACCUUCACCGAGCUCAAGUGCUUGCCGCUCGCACCGCUCGGCUUGCACGCCUUGCGAGAUCAGUCCAACGUACUCUCGCUGAGUCGAUCAAGUCGGAGGACAAGCAGAGCUUUGCACACCUAUUCAACGCCUUCCAAGAUGCCAUGUCAGGCUGUAUACAUGUUCACAGCGGCGAAUCUCAACAUGAAGACGAGGGACAGAUUGCAUACCCCAGCUCUUUUAUCGAUGCCCUCCCGGAGGACUCCCAGGAACCUCUUCUGGAUUUCCUUGCCAAAGUGCGGACUGACCCUGUCUUUGUUGCGGAUCGCCUGGCUUCUCUAUCCCACAAGGAUAUCCUAGCCUUAGUCCCCCAGAAGAGUCCUUCCAGGCCUGACGAGUCGGUUUUUGACUCUCCGGGAAAGUCCGGUUCCCAAACCUCCAGGAAUCUCGGGUACGUGGUGGACGCCCAGAUCGAGCUCUGUUCUUCGUAUGAAUUCGCCAGUCCAUUGGAAACGCUGAUCCAAGUCGUGCGCCCCCUUCCGCUGGAUGAUCUGCAGAAUGAUCCAGUCGCAACGGAUGUUUGGGCCACGGCUUGCGCGAGACUAAUCACAGAGCAGAAGUACGGAAGCGACAAGCUUGUACCUGCCGUUAUUGACAUGUGGGCCUCUUCAUCGGCGUGGCCGGGAAGACAUCGCCUCGAGCUCUGGCUAUUGGAGACGCUCCAAAAAGGCUCUUUCAUCCUCGAGCAUCCGCAUACCCGAUCCUUCUCAUUACCAGUGCAGGAAAGGCGAGAGCUGCCGCCGGAAGAAGCCCGACGACAGCAUGAUUUCUACGAUCAGGCAGUGACCGGCCUUUUUCACGAGCUUGCCGAUGGCGACGCACCCAGUCUCAUCCCACCCGGAGCAAAGUCACUGUGUCAAGCGAUCUUCCGGAGACUAGAAGUUUCACCACGCCAUCAACGUGCUUUUCCGAACUUUGUUGUCAUGCGUUGGGUUUUCCCCUUGUUUCUCUCCGACGCUGUAGCAUCCUCUGAGAGCCACGGUCUGUUGACGGAUCACUUUGUCUCCGAGGCUGCACGACAGCGUAUUCUCCGUGAGGUCGUCCGAAGAGCUUACAAGGCCGCGUCGGACGUGGUAAACGCAUGGAAACUCGGGAAUGCGCCUUCGGAAGGACUCACCACGCUCGUGCAGACAAUGGCAGAUCAGCUAAUCACCCCGUCGAAAGAAACCUCGAGUACCGCAUCGUCACCGCCGAUGACCGACUCUGGCGAAUGUAUAGUCGCCGUCACGGCCGCUGACGUCCAAACCAUGGUCUACGCGCUGUACCCGCCCCCGGCAGCCAAUUCGUUCCUCAAUCGGAAUGGUUCACACUCAAGUCUGCAAUCGUCUGCAUUUUCGCUUUCGGGCUUCUCACUGUUUCAACCAGCAUCGAGUCCGGGAGCUGCAUCGCAGUGGAAUCUCCCCGGCUCAAACACCGACCAGUCAGGUGGGAGUGCGAGAUGGCUUUUCGUCGAUCAGUAUGCCACCUCCGACCUCCUUGCCGAUGCUGUAGCUGCCGCUCGACAGGCUGAGGCGGAUGGCGGCCAACUUCGCGUGGUCUGCAGUGGCAUUGACGAAAUACUGUCGGGUCACAGGGGCGCCUUUUCAGAUCACUGGUGCUUUGUCAUGAGCGAUCAUGCAGGUGGUCGCCUUCUUACCGUCCAAGGCCUUUUCGAUCGGAAGCUGGCAGACACCCCCGUUCAGACCUCCCGCACCCGAUCAGCGAGGCAACUUAUCGAGGAUCUGCUCGAGCGGAACGAGCUGCAUCCCAUGACGCCCUCUCAUGCCGGCUCUCAGGCAUCGCUCGAUUGCGCCAUGGAAGCUAACAUUCAACGAGCAUUGAGGAAGAGAGCUGCGGACUGUGAACAAGCCUCCGAUUUCGUGCAAGCACACUCAUACUUUCGCAGAGCCCAUCAUCUGCGUGAAAUGGUGGUCGAAGGAGGGGAAGUCUAUCCGUUCAUCUGUCUCCUCAAUCGAAUACAGCUGGACAAGAAGAACUCUCUGGAAGUCGCAUCGUCUGCUCUGGAAAUUUGCGAUUCGAUGGUUCGCUCGGUAGCAACGUGUCUGGACCUGACUUCGAACUCUUUGAGCGGCCUCAUGAGCACUCUGACACAACUCCGCGAUAAGAUGUGGUACGUGGCGGAGGUGAGGACUUCUGCGCCCUACGACGAUGCUCGAGCAAUCACAACCGCCUUGAAAGCAAUGGGAAGGCCUCAGAAAUCUGCUCGGACUAGACUAGCGCCAGGCGCUCAGUCGAAAGGCAGCGCAAACAGCUUCCACCUCAAGACGGAGAUGCAAGUAUUGGAUCUCAUGACUGCGCCGCCCAGUCGUGGAGGACGAUCCAAGCUCAGCGACGAUCAGUCCAAAUCGCUAGCAGCGUGGAUGGAGCGCAAUGGGGUGGAGAACCUGUGCCGCGGCGAGGAGCGUCUGCACAGAUUCUGCAUGGAAGUUCGGAAAGUCGUCGCUCAAGUGGCUGCGGAGAGCUCGCCUCUGCUUGCGAGUGAACUCUUCACUAAAGAACUUUUCACUAAAGACAGACUAGCAUCUGUACCACGGACGAACGCAGCUCAUCCAGCGACGUCUUCCAUGCCUGGCAGUGGCGGACGAUUCGAGUUGUCCAAUUUGUGGACGUAUAUCCAACCAGGCGUUGAUGCCCCUUCGACUGCAUCAUCCUACGCGCUUUCGACAACCAGCUCGCGCGGUCAAGUGGACAGCUGGAGCCCCGGUGUGAGCAAUCGAUCCUCGGCGCCCUUCUGGUCGCCCGUUGCCACGGAAGCUCGUUCGCCCUCCAGCGUUUCGAGCGUGCGGUCUGCAAACGCACGUGGUACAAUCACACCUAUGCCGCCGGGGAAAAGCCGACAAGGGGCUCUCGAAGACGAUGGAAACAACUACAUCGAAGGCCUUCGCCAACGCCUCACAUCCUUGCUCAUUAGCGAUCUCGGGAGCGGGUUGUUUGCGAAUGGCAGUGAGACGGAUGUUGCUUUCUGGACGGGGUUCGGUGGGGAGGUUGCGGAGAGGUAUCUGGAUGGCUUGCGUUCUGGCGGCUCUCAGCAAAAGCAGCAACCAGGGACAUCGCUCGCAGACUUUGACUUUGAGAAUGCAUUCGAGAAGCUCGUGCGGGAAUUCUCGACCAUCAGCAACCCACACGGUAAGCUCGCUGUACUGGUGAAUCUCGACCUUCUGCUUUGGGAGGCGAGAACGACCACCUCGUACUCCAGCAAACACAACACCGAUAAGCCAAUGUCAUCAACAGUCACCGACCUGAAAGUCGAAGGCUUCCGCCGGCUCUUCAGCAAAAAUACGACGCGUCCGCCCGCCAUCUUCCGCGACCUACAGUACAUCGCCGCCCUCGUCCCGCUCAAAACGCUCGAAGAAACCGCACAGGGCAGAGCCUUCUGGAACGCCGCGGUAGCCAUCUCCAGUCUCAAGCAAGAAUUCUGCAACAGCAUGAUUGAAACGGCCGACGGCAUCAUCGCCCACCACUCCAACACCCGCGGCGGCUCCACCAGCGCCACGCGCACCUCCUCGCGCGCCCAAGCGCAACGCGACUCCGCCGCCUUCGCCAGCCUGCCCAUCCGCACCCCCUCACCGGAAGACGUCUCCGGCCGCUCCCUCGGCGACGCCGGGCACCUGCUCCAAACCGUCGCGAAAGAAGGGCACGCCGUUGCGCAGCGCGAACUAGCGACGCUCUACCUCACCGACCCGGAACUCCUGCCGCAUAUUCUUGCGCCGCUGGCGCGCCCGCGCGACGUCUUCCGCGAGGAGCUCGAGAGCAAGUGGCGGCGGGAUCGGGAUCCGACGCGCUGCGAUCCGACGACCAUGUGUGUGGCGCAUCAUUGGAUGAGUUUGAGCAGUAAAGGCGGGGAUGCAUUGGCGAUGGAGUUUCUGCGGCAGAGGGAGGAGAUGGAGAGGUUGCCUUGAUGGGGUUUAUUUGUUGUUGUUGUUCUUCUUCUUUACUUCGCCACCUUCACCGUUCCCAAUCAUAAUCCAAGCGGGAUUCUUCGCCGUCUGUUCCUUGAAUCCAAUCCUCUCGCCGCCAGGUUUCUCGCCAUCCGCUUUCUCCUUCAUCCCAACUUCUUCUCUCGCUUGGUCUUCGACGUUCAGCAACGCUUCGCCCGCCGGCUUCCCGACACUUCCGGUAAUAGCACCGACAGGUCUGAGGGCUUUGUCUGCGAUCUGGCCGACCGGAUCACCGAUGGCUGAUAGAGGGCCUGCGUGCCUCGUUAGCCUGGUUCGCAAUUGGCAAUGGGAAGCGA
This is a messenger RNA of Neohortaea acidophila, 4768 nucleotides long. RefSeq lists its product as uncharacterized. Lineage: Eukaryota; Fungi; Ascomycota; Dothideomycetes; Mycosphaerellales; Teratosphaeriaceae. The transcript has 3 exons. The record is from RefSeq and is a predicted model, not a curated record. The coding region runs from base 243 to 4433 and encodes 1396 amino acids.